GAGCAGUGAUGAAUGCCCAGGGGUCAUGGCAGUAUGGAGAGUCUAGUUGUGUACAUUUUGUUUCAACAGUUAUGAGGGAAAGGAGAAGUUGUCAUUAUGUGUUUUUUUUGUUUUUAAGCCCCGCCGUUGCCUUGUGCUUGUGUGUGUUCACAGCAGAGAGGACGAAGAUUAUUCUGUCUUUCUGACAACUAUAAAGCAGUUCUGCUUUCUGUAAAAGGGAAGAAACUAUCUCAGUAAUGGAAAGUGCCAAGGUGGGAACCCCCUCUUCUCCAGUCUCGCAGAGCCCCUCUCCUGGAAAACCUGGGUCCCCGGUUCUCCCCCCGGCCCCCUCUCCUCCUGCCCCGAGCGCGGAGCCCAGCGGGACCCCCGUUCAGGCUGGAGCCCUGAAGGAGCGCAGGACCUCCGCAGAGCUGCGACGAAGCACAGAGGCCCCCCGCUCUCUCUCCAGUCCGGAGCUGCUGUCCGAGUUGAAGACUGGGAAGCAGCUGAGGCGCAUUCCCAGGAGCAGCGGGAUGACCACCGUGUUCUCCGGACGAGGCAGAGCGGGCCAUCGCCUGAACUCUGAGUAACUCUGAUUGGCCGGCACGGCCAGCCAAUAGGAACGCUGCUCCACGCUGCCAUACCGCCAGUCAGCGACAGCGGCGACCCCUCUGUGAACUGUGACCUCCCGUUUUUUUUUUGGGGGGGGAUGCGAGAGGCCAACCGCAGCCCGUGCCAACUACAGUGACGCCACACUACCUCGUAAACCCUGCCCGCAGCCUGAUCCACGUGUGCUGUGAGUUACUGUGCUGGGCUGGACCCUGGGGCGGGCAGGAGUGACUUUACAGCUGCCCGCAGUCUCCUGGAAAUGAACAGCCAACUGCCGUGCUGGGACCAGAAUCGCUCCGUUUAACUGAGGAAGCGCACUUCAAAACGAUAAAGCUAGGGAGACAGAGAUGGGAAUCAGACUCCAGUUGCACAGCUGUGUGGUCCGUUCCAGGUUUUACUACCAGCUUGAUCAGCCCCCAGUGUGUAGAGGCUACAGGCCUAGGUGGUGUCUUGUUAUUGAACUCCUGGUGAAAGACCAGGAAUGGAUCAAACGCUAUGCGACGGGAGUCUUGUUAACAUCCUUGAGAAAAAAAUGAUGCUGUUAGAAACUGGACAAACAGGAUCUGGAAAAGAACGUCUCUCUCUCUCUCUCUCUCUCUCUCUCUCUCUCUCUCUCUCUCUCUUGUUUAAUCGUUCAGAGGUGCCUGUCUGUUUUUAGGAUCUAGCGUCCAAUAGCCUUAUUUUAAUUCUUUAUGCAAUGUGAAUCUGGGGGGGUCCCUCAAGUGACUGAUUGGAGAGAAUUAUGAACAGGAUUAAUACGCACAGUACUGACACAGUGAGGGCAGGACUGAACAUUUUCAGAGAGGUGAUCAUUAAAACAGCCUAAACCUUUGAAACUAUUGUCAAAAGUGUGUGUGCGUCUGUUUCUCUGUGUGUGUGUCAGUCUGUCUCUUGCUCUCUGUGUCUCUGUCAGUGUGUCUCUUGCUCGCUCUCUCUCGCUCUGUGUUUGUACAGUGUAAGCUAAUUAAGUUCGCAAGAAUGAAGAAGAAAAAAUUGGAAAGAAAAUUAAAAAAAGAAUAACA
Molecule: messenger RNA, 1610 nt
Organism: Polyodon spathula (Mississippi paddlefish)
Lineage: Eukaryota; Metazoa; Chordata; Actinopteri; Acipenseriformes; Polyodontidae
Product: mitochondrial fission regulator 2-like
Exons: 4
Coding region: 237-569 (110 amino acids)
Source: RefSeq, a predicted model, not a curated record